Molecule: messenger RNA, 1314 nt
Organism: Pneumocystis murina B123
Lineage: Eukaryota; Fungi; Ascomycota; Pneumocystomycetes; Pneumocystales; Pneumocystaceae
Exons: 7
Coding region: 57-1295 (412 amino acids)
Biological process (GO): mRNA splicing, via spliceosome
Cellular component (GO): nucleus
Molecular function (GO): RNA lariat debranching enzyme activity
Source: RefSeq, a predicted model, not a curated record
AAAAACGCGUUUCGUGUUUGGAGCCGCGCUGGGUAUUGACGACUACUUAAAAGUAGAUGAAAAUUGCUAUUGAGGGAUGCUGUCAUAGUGAACUUGAUGCAAUUUAUAGGGAACUAAAACGUCAAGAAGAAAAGACACAGAGUCAGGUUGAUGUAUUAUUAAUUGCAGGAGAUUUUCAGGCAGUACGUAAUGAGGCGGACCUGGCAUGCUUAUCUGUUCCAGAAAAAUAUCGAAAAUUGGGAGAUUUUUCAUCUUAUUAUUCAGGUGAAAAGAAAGCACCAGUUUUAACGAUUUUUGUUGGAGGCAAUCAUGAAGCAAGUAAUUAUUUAUGGGAAUUAUAUUAUGGAGGAUGGGUCUGCCCGAAUAUAUAUUAUAUGGGAGCAGCAAAUAUUAUUAAUAUAGGCGGAUUACGAGUAGGAGGUAUAUCGGGUAUUUAUAAAGAAAAGAAUUAUACGAAAGGACAUUUUGAGAAAGUCCCAUAUAAUAUGGAGUCAUUAAAAAGUGUAUAUCAUGUUCGAGAGUUUGAGGUGUGUAAGUUAUUAAAUACCGGGAGAACAAAACCUAUUGAUAUUUUUCUUUCUCACGAUUGGCCACGAGGAAUUGAGAAACAUGGAGAUUUAAAAAGAUUAUUAUCGAUAAAACCGUAUUUUUUUAAUGAUAUACAGAAUAAUUGUUUGGGAUCUGCUGCUAACGAACGGUUAAUGAAUGAAUUGCAGCCAGCAUAUUGGUUUUCAGCACAUUUGCAUGUAAAAUUUGAAGCAAUAAAGAUACAUAAUGUAUAUGAAAAUUGGAAGGAAAAUAUGGUAGAAAUGGUUAAAGAAAAUCCGGAUGAAAUAGACUUAAACGAUGAAGACGAUAAAGUUAUUACUAAAAUUGAAGCAUCUCAUAAAAUUACACGAUUUUUAGCACUUGAUAAGUGUUUACCAGGACGGCAUUUUCUGGAAAUUCUUGAUAUUCCGACGCCUCAUGAGGUCAAUGAAAAGCCAAUACUCUCAUAUGAUGUAGAUUGGUUGGCUAUUUGUAGAGUAUUUCACCCAUAUUUUUCAAUCGAAUAUCAGCAACCGUCACUCCCUUGGGAUAAUGCAUAUUUAGCAAGAGAAAUAGAAAAAGAAAAAGAAUGGGUUUAUGAUCAUAUUGUUCAGUUACAUGGACUAGAAAUACCUCAACAUUUCGAACAUACCGCACCCGUUGUAGGAAAUGCCUUUUCAGCAUAUCCACCACCUUUAUAUAAUAAUCCUCAAACAGAGGCUUUUUGUAAAAUGCUGGGUAUUGAUAAUAAAAUAUAUCAAACUUAAAGCAUGAAAUCUUCUAAAG